Messenger RNA from Rangifer tarandus platyrhynchus (Svalbard reindeer), 324 nucleotides. The record is from the annotation of a GenBank genome assembly. NCBI's taxonomy places the organism in Eukaryota, Metazoa, Chordata, Mammalia, Artiodactyla, Cervidae.
AUGGUUCCAACAGAUCUAACAACACCUGAAGUGUCGAUGGCAGAAAAGAUGCUGUUUGGAGCUUUGGUCAAUGGUACAGAAAGGUGGACGGUGGCCCAUGCUGAGCUGUCACAGGGCCCCGGGGUUGUCAUGAAUACAAGCGCCCCACUGCCCAACCCCGCUAAGAUGGUCCAGACCAAUUACAGCGGCCCUGGCACCUGGCUUCCUCCUGGAAACUCUCGGAGCCGAGACCCCCCAGCCUCUGACCGAGCCAGGCCCCUCAUGGAUGCGGACCGGACCGGGCAGCCAUCCCAGUGCAGACAGCUGCCCAAGGCCAAGGGCUGA